AUGGCAGUCUCAAGCAAUGAAUGUGGGAAUGAGCUCUCAAGCGAUGAAUGUGGGAACGAGCUCUCAAGCAAUGAAUGUGGGAACGAGUUCUCAAGCAAUGAAUGUGGGAAAGAGUUCUCAAGCGAUGAAUGUGGGAACGAGCUCUCAAGCAAUGAAUUAUGUGGGAACGAGCUCUCAAGCGAUGAAUGUGGGAACGAGCUCUCAAGCAAUGAAUGUGGGAACGAGCUCUCAAGCAAUGAAUGUGGGAACGAGCUCUCAAGCAAUGAAUGUGGGAACGAGCUCUCAAGCAAUGAAUGUGGGAUCGAGCUCUCAAGCGAUGAAUGUGGGAACGAGCUCUCAAGCGAUGAAUGUGGGAACGAGCUCUCAAGCGAUGAAUGUGGGAACGAACUCUCAAGCGAUGAAUGUGGGAACGAGCUCUCAAGCGAUGAAUGUUGUAACGAGCUCUCAAGCGAUGAAUAUGGGAACGAGUUCUCAAGCAAUGAAUGUGGGAACGAGCUCUCAAGCAAUGAAUGUGGGAAUGAGCUCUCAAGCAAUGAAUGUGGGAAUGAGCUCUCAAGCGAUGAAUGUGGGAACGAGCUCUCAAGCGAUGAAUGUGGGAACGAGCUCUCAAGCGAUGAAUGUGGGAACAAGCUCUCAAGCAAUGAAUGUGGGAACGAGCUCUCAAGCGAUGAAUGUGGGAACGAGCUCUCAAGCGAUGAAUGUGGGAACGAGCUCUCAAGCGAUGAAUGUGGGAAUGAGUUCUCAAGCGAUGAAUGUGGGAACGAGUUCUCAAGCGAUGAAUGUGGGAACGAGUUCUCAAGCGAUGAAUGUGGGAACGAGUUCUAA
Saccoglossus kowalevskii is the source of this 825-nucleotide messenger RNA. Its product is annotated as dentin sialophosphoprotein-like. NCBI's taxonomy places the organism in Eukaryota, Metazoa, Hemichordata, Enteropneusta, Harrimaniidae. The record is from RefSeq and is a predicted model, not a curated record.